UAAUUAUAUUAAUUAAUUAAAUCCAAAGCAGCUUUGGAUUUGUUUUUAUUAAAAAUUUUAUAUAAUCCAAAGGCGAAGUAUAUAUAUAUUUCUCUCUGUCUCUCUGUCCCCUUUGUUCUUUUUCUCUAAUUUUCUCCUCUCGUUUUCUUCGCCGGAAAAUUGCGUCAGUUAUCACCGGCGAAUUCCGAUAAAAGGGAACUGUGUUUUAAUCUACAGCGAGGUAUCAUCACUUUUCGCCUGAGAAAUUAUCUUGUUUGGAAACUUAAACUAUUUUUUUAAAAGAAUUUCUUUUUUCAGUCUGGUUUUCACUUUCUUUGUUCUUGGAAAUUUUCACCGCAGAUCUGGUGGAUGAGAGAGAUUUAGGUUUUAUUCUUGUGUUUUUAACGGAUUUUGUCUUGAAUUUGUGAUGAAUUUGAGGAGAAGGAUAGGAGUUUAGGGUCCUUUUUUGUUUGGUUGGUUUUUGAUGGAAGAGCGAUUGAGAUCUGGUGAGCAUUCGGGGGUUGUGGUGAAGAAUAGGAGCCAAUCGGGUUGUUUGAUUGUCAGGAAGAAAGGGGAUGGUUCGGGUGGAGCCGGUUCCACAGGGGCCCGUAAGAUUUUCGAGCCUAAAGCAGAUAAGAAGAGGUCUAGGAUGAUUAUGAGUGACUCGGGUUCUAGCGAUGAGCUAGUAAUGCCACCUCGGAGGAGGGUUGGGCCGGAAACAAUUCAAGUUUGUAAUGGUUUAGCUAUUUAUGAAGAGAGUGAAAUUGGUAGGAAGAGGAAUAGGGAGGAGAGGAUAAGGCCAAGUGAGGAAUGUUUCAUUGGUUGGAAUGAGGAGGAUUUGAGUGAGAGUAAGAGGAAUAAGUUAGAUGUGUUUGACUUUAAUGAGUAUGAUGGACUUGAUGAGGACGUGAUUAUGAGAAGGAACAGAUUUGAUUAUGGUGGAGAAGAGGUUGGUGGGAGGAGACUGUUGGGAUCAAUGCCUGCAGUUGCUCGGAUGAGAAUUGAGAGAGAGUAUGAGAGUGGUCCAAGCAGGCAUGCUUUUCUUGAGAAAAAGAAGAAAAAAUUGUACUUUGAUCAAAGUGAUGGGAUAGGUCGGGAUCAUGAUGAUAGAAACAGGUUUAGGAAGGAUAGGGAUGGUGGUCGGAUGCAUUAUCCCUUGUUGAGGGAGAGGUACAUGGCUGAUUCAGAUGGACCCAUCAGGGUUCAGGGCAAAAAUGGUGUUUUGAAGGUAAUGGUGAACAAGAAAAAGAAGGUUGGUGAGCCUUUGAAAAAUUUUGAUCACUUGGAAGUUGAGGAAGGGCGGAGUGGUUCAAGGAUUGAUGAUAUAGUUAGGAGGAACUUGCAUGUUCUUCCAUCAUUGUACUCUGAGACAGAAGUUCUGGAGAAACCUGUUUCGUUUGGUAGGAAAGAGAAAAAGAAAGCAAAUUUACCAAGGACACCAACAACUAAGAAGAAUAAGGUCUCUGACUGUGAUUCAGAAGACAGUGAUACAUCUCUGAAGCUACGACCAAAGGAUACAGAAGCUUCUAACCUGACGAAGAGGGUAGGUAGCAAAGGGCAGAAAACUCAAGUUGAGCAACUUCAGCCUACCAGAAUCAAAGAAGGAAAAGUUAGGCGUGGAUGUGGCACAGAAAAACAGAAAUUACGGGAACGAAUAAGGGGGAUGCUUCAGGAAGCAGGCUGGACCAUAGAUUAUAGACCAAGGAGGAACAGGGACUACUUGGAUGCAGUGUACAUCAACCCUGCUGGAACUGCGUACUGGUCUAUCAUCAAGGCAUAUGAUGCACUUCUAAAGCAGCUGGAUGAGGAGGAUGAGGGCAAACCCUAUGGGGAUGGUCCUGCAUUUACCCCAUUAUCAGAUGAAGUACUCAGCCAAUUAACAAGGAAAACAGGAAAGAAGAUGAAAAAGGAGAUGAAAAAGAAGCGAAAAGAUGAAAGUGGCAGUGAGAAUGCUCAAGACACUGUUGCUAGGAAAUCUUCAAGUACCAGGCAUGAGGAUGAGAGUAUGGAUAGCUUGAGUCAUGAAGAGAAACUAAGUUCCUUCAUGAAGGGUAAGUCAUUCAAAUAUCGAGUGAAUGACAACAAUGGAAAUGCAAAAGGUCAAAGUUCUUUCCAUGUGCAUGAUAGCUAUGAAAAACCAUCCUCUAUAUCCAGUUCUCAUAUUCUUCAUGGAAGAAAAAGUAGAAAACUUGGGAGAUGUACCUUGUUGGUUCGUGGUUCUAAUGUGGGUCUGAGUUCAGAGGGUGAUGACUUUGUUCCAUAUUCUGGGAGAAGAACACUGCUUGCCUGGCUGAUUGAUUCUGGGGCUGUGCAGUUGAGCGAAAAGGUGCAGUAUAUGAAUCGUAGGAGAACAAAAGUGAUGCUAGAGGGCUGGAUCACAAGGGAUGGAGUCCACUGUGGUUGUUGUAGUAAAAUCCUCACAGUUUCAAAAUUUGAGAUUCAUGCUGGAAGCAAAUUACGCCAACCAUUUCAGAAUAUAUAUUUGGAUUCUGGUGUUUCUCUCCUUCAGUGCCAAAUAGAUGCAUGGAACAGACAAGUGGAGUCUGAGCAGAUUGGUUUUCAUUCUGUAGACGUAAAUGGUGAUGACCCCAAUGAUGAUACUUGUGGCAUUUGUGGAGAUGGUGGGGAUUUGAUAUGUUGUGACAGUUGUCCCUCAACAUUUCAUCAGAGCUGCCUCAAUAUAGAGUUCCUACCAGCGGGUGAUUGGCACUGUCCAAAUUGUAUAUGCAAAUUUUGUAGUAAUGGCAGCUGCAUUGCUCAAGAGGAUGAGAUAACUGAUUGCGCCCUUCUCACUUGCAGCCUGUUUGAGAAAAGAUACCACAAAUCAUGCAUCGAAGUGAGAGAUGAGAUUCAUGUUGAUUCGAACAGUUUAGUCCUUCCUUUUUGUGGGCAGACAUGUAGAGAGCUCUUUGAGCAUUUACAGAAGUAUCUAGGGGUCAAACAUGAACUCGAAGCAGGAUUUUCAUGGUCUCUUAUUCGAAGAACAGGUGCAGAUUUGGAUAUAAUUGCCAGAGGGCUUACGCAAAGGGUGGAAUGCAAUUCUAAACUAGCUGUUGCACUGACUGUGAUGGAUGAAUGCUUUUUGCCCAUUGUUGACAGGAGAAGUGGGAUCAACAUAGUCAAUAAUGUCCUUUACAAUUGUGGAUCGAAUUUCAACCGGCUGAAUUAUAGUGGCUUCUACACUGCUAUUCUGGAGAGAGGUGAUGAAAUAAUUUCUGCAGCAUCAAUCAGGUUCCAUGGAACUGAGCUAGCAGAGAUGCCGUUCAUUGGCACACGUCACAUCUACAGGCAUCAGGGAAUGUUCCGACGGCUUUUCUGUGCUAUUGAGUCGGCUCUCUGUUCUCUCAAGGUUCACAAACUAGUCAUCCCUGCAAUUGCUGAACUUACACAUACAUGGACUGCUGUUUUCGGUUUCACCGCACUAGAAGAGUCAGUUAAGCAAGAAAUGAGGUCCGUGAAUAUGUUGGUCUUUCCUGGUAUAGAUAUGCUGCAGAAGGUUCUAUUGAAGCUGGAAAACAUGGAGGCCACUGCUGUGACAGGUGCUAAGUGUACUGAAGCGACACCUGAGGUGGCUAACGGAUCUAAACCUGGUUCAUCAUCUGGGAAUGAUACUCAAGAAUGUGAUGAUGGUGGUUUGAAUCAUUCUAGUCGGAUAAAUGGUAAAACUGAAGGUGCUGAUUCAGAUUCCCGAUGUCCAAAUGUUUCUGCGAAUGAUACUUGUGGAACCAGUAGUUCCUCAGAUGCAUCCCCAGAUAGUAAAUACAAUGCUAACCCUAGCUCAAGCCAUGAUGCACUUAAGCUGCAGAAUAAGGUAGGACUUGAUGAUCCCGCCGAAGAUAAUCAGUCCGAUGAUGAGACUGAUUCACAGUCUGGGAACAAGGAAACCGAAUCUGCUUCGGACAGUGAAAAUUUUGCUACCUCUAUGGACUAUAAUGCGGUAGACAAGGGAAAUAAAAUGGUGGUAUCAGAUUCUGCUAUCGAGAAAAAUACUGAAUCCCGUGAAGAUGGUGAUAUAGAUAUGGAUGCUGUAGAUGCAGUCGACAAUGUUGAAGAAACUCUAUCAGGGGACAGGCUAGCUGAAUCAUCUGUCGGAGAAUCUGAUGAACGUAACAGUCAGAGUGAUACGACGAGUAAGGGUGUUAAUCAAGUUGAUAACGUAGCUGUUUCCGAUGAACUUGAAGUUCGAGUCUCAGUUAAGGAAAACACACUUGCCGGUUCUGAGUCCAGGGAGACGUUAGCAAUGUCGGCUUCCCCCGAGAAGGCUUUAUUCUCUGGUACACGUACAAAUUGUGAUGCAAUAGAGAUGGAAACUAAAUCAACGUUGGAUCUUCGCAAAGAUCUUUCUGGUUAUUGUGAGGAGCAUAAUGUGUGUGAUCAAGUGUCGAAUUUACAGUGAAAUGCUUACUCUUUGGGUUGUAUUAUGUAAUUACCACAAGUUUUAGAAAUGAAAAAGAUUUAAUUUUUUUUCUCCCACUGAAAA
Messenger RNA from Gossypium arboreum, 4459 nucleotides. RefSeq lists its product as uncharacterized. The coding region runs from base 464 to 4375 and encodes 1303 amino acids. Lineage: Eukaryota; Viridiplantae; Streptophyta; Magnoliopsida; Malvales; Malvaceae. Gene Ontology annotation, molecular function: transcription corepressor activity. The record is from RefSeq and is a predicted model, not a curated record. Gene Ontology annotation, biological process: negative regulation of DNA-templated transcription. The transcript is spliced from 8 exons.